AGCUAGAUCCAUUUGUAAAAGAUGUCAGUCUCAGAUCAGUUAGAUCCAGAUUGGUAUGGUUAUGAAUGUAAGCCAGGACAGCUUUUGUUCUACUAUAACAAGACAACAGGAGAACACAGAUGGAACAACAAUAUACCUAUAAAAUGUGAGCCUUUCGAUGAUGGAUAUAGAGAAUGGGUCUCUAUUAAGACUGAACAUGAUCCCUGUGUGGAUGAAUGUUUGUCAAUGUAUAUUGAUGCCAGUCAUGAUCAAGAGACUGAUCACUCAGAUUCACAAGUAAACACAGAAGCCAAUUAUUGUAAACCCUUCCAUAUUAUGGAAAAUGUUUCAUCACAAACUAAUAAGGUCCAAGGUGAAGUUGCCCAAGCAGAAGACAAUGGCUGCACUUCAAGUUCCAUGGAUAAUAUCAUAACAAUGCAAGAUUGUCCACCUAAAGAAAAUGAUGAAAUAACUGGUGCGGAUGAAAGUAAUUGCGAGGACUUGGUUGGAAAAACAUAUUCUUGCGUAGAACGAACAGAUACCAAAAGAACAAAAAACAUUUCUCAUGAUGCGCAACGCAGUAAUUUAGCUAACGAGAAUACAAAGCAACAACCGGCCCAGAGACCAAAGAGGAUGAAAGAUUUAACAUCAAAUGCCUUCAGUAUGAGUACAUGUAGCAAAGGAGGAAGACACGAGGUGUUAGAUUGCCAGGAUCAAAGCAUGCAAGAAAUGAAAAGAGGAUUGAGCUGUGAGUUGUGUGAUUUAUUUGUUAACUCAACUUAUGAUUAUUAUCAUCAUCUGAAAUCACACUGCCUUGAAAAGUCUCAUAUGUGUCCAGUAUGCAAGAAAACACACCAACAAAAGAGUUCCUUGUUUGCUCACUUGAGAAUUCACUGCCGGACAUUUACGCAAAAUGUUCAUAUAGAGGUACAUGAACGUAUCCACUCGGAAUUAAAACCAUACAUAUGUACAUACUGUAACAGGACCUUUACAAGACAAGUUUGUCUAAAGAAACAUGAACUUAUCCAUACAGGUGUCAAGCAAUACAAGUGUACGUACACUAACAUGGCAUUCAGACGACAAAGUCAUGUAAUCCCACACGAACGUAUCCAUACUGGUGUCAAGCCUUACAAGUGUGAAUUCUGUAACGAGAAAUUUGCACAAAAAGAUUAUCUAAAGGUACACAAACUUGAACACACAGGCGUCAAGCAAUACAAGUGCACACGCUGUGAGAAGGCAUUUUCACGACAAAGUCAUCUAAAGCAACACGAACGUAUUCAUACAGGCAUUAAGACAUACAAGUGUACAACCUGUACCAAAGCAUUUACAUAUGGAUUUGAUCUAAAAAAACAUGAACUUAUUUACACAGGUAUCAAGCCAUACAAGUGUACAUACUGUAAUAAGGCAUUUACACGACAUAGUGUUGUAAAAGUGCAUGAACGUGUCCAUACUGGUGCUAAACCAUACAAGUGCACAUACUGUAAGAAGGCAUUUAGGCAACAAGGUCAUCUAGGAAUACAUGAACGUCUUCAUACAGGUGUCAAACCAUACAAGUGUGCGUACUGUAUCGAGGCAUUUACGAGACAAAUUUGUCUAAAGAGACACGAACGUUUCCAUACAGGUGUCAAAUCAUACAAAUGUAAAUGCUGUAACAAGACAUUUGCACGAAAAGAUAAUCUAAAUGUGCAUAAACUUGUACAUACCGGCUUGAAACCAUACAAGUGCGCACGCUGUGACAAGGAAUUUAAACGAAACGAUUAUCUUAAAGCACACGAACUUGCCCAUAUAGGUGUUAAACCAUACAAGUGUACAUACUGUGGCAAGGCAUUUAUGCGACAAGGUCAUCUAAAGCAACACGAACGUGCUCAUACAGGCAUUAAAGCAUACAAGUGUACAACCUGCGCCAAAGCAUUUACAUAUGGGUUUCUACUAAAGAAACAUGAACGUAUCCAUACUGGUGUCAAACCAUACAAGUGUACAUACUGUAACAAUGCAUAUACUCAACAAGGAGAUCUAAAGAGACAUGAACGUAUCCAUACAGGCAUGAAAAAAACAUGCAAGUGUACAUACUGUAAUAAGGCAUUUACUCGCCAAGGAGAUCUAGAGAGACAUGAACGUAUUCAUACAGGUGUUAAACCAUACAAGUGUACAUACUGUAAUAAGGCAUUUACACUUCGAGGUAAUUUUAAGAAACAUGAACGUAUCCAUACAGGAGUCUUGCCAUACAAGUGUGCAUACUGUGAAAAGGCAUUUGGACAAAGAUAUUAUCUAAAGGUACAUGAACGUAUCCAUACGGGUGUCAAACCGUACAAGUGUACCCAUUGUAACAAGGCAUUUACACAACAAUGUACUCUAAACAGACAUGAACGUAUUCACAUUGAUCGGGGUCGGCAUUUGUCAAAAAAAACACUAAGUACACAUGAACAUGAAGAUAUUACAAAGGCAAAACACAGAAUUAUCACAGUUUUUUCUAAAGAUAUGCUCAAAGCAAUUAAAUGUUUGUAUUUAUUCAUUCAAGAUUUCAAGAUAAGAAGUAUUAAAUUUUGUUUGCUAGCCAACAGAGCAUUCAUUAAGAGACAGAGCAUUUUCUAGUUCCAAAAUACCGAUGUGUUCCUUGAUUACUACAGGGACUCAUUUAUUCGGGGUUAGCCUCGUAUCAGUGUCGUAAUAUUUACAAAUACGUAAAGAAUGAAUCACAAAAAAAGUAAAGAAUACGCAACGUUCACAACUUCAUAAAUGAAAACGAUUUGAAAUUUCACGCCGCUUCACUGGAACACAUGAAUAUUAUGCGCAAGAUCGAGGCUAACCCUGAGCAACUUAUUCUCGACUUUCACAUCCACAUAAUCCUUUGCGUUUUUGGGGGCUAACCAGAGGCUAAAAACCCACUUAUUUUGCUGAAGGUUGAUCAGACAAUAUUGAAAAUACC
Actinia tenebrosa (Australian red waratah sea anemone) is the source of this 2905-nucleotide messenger RNA. RefSeq lists its product as uncharacterized. The record is from RefSeq and is a predicted model, not a curated record. Gene Ontology annotation, biological process: regulation of transcription by RNA polymerase II. Gene Ontology annotation, cellular component: nucleus. Gene Ontology annotation, molecular function: RNA polymerase II cis-regulatory region sequence-specific DNA binding; DNA-binding transcription factor activity, RNA polymerase II-specific. Lineage: Eukaryota; Metazoa; Cnidaria; Anthozoa; Actiniaria; Actiniidae.